AUGAUCAUGAGUGCGCUUGAGGCACAUUUAAUCGCGGCCACAGGGUGGCCGCAAUGGGCGUUGCGCACGUUAACCACGCUUGGCGUGAUGACUGUCUCUGUCGUUUGCGCCGAGACCUUCCAGGCCGCGCGGGCCAAGAAGGACUCGGGGGGAGACCACCAAACCGGGGUGAUACCAAAGGGCUUUCGGCUGUUCCAGCUGCAGUACCUUUCGGUCUACCUGACCAUCAUGCUGGCGGACUGGCUGCAGGGGACCAACAUGUACACCUUAUACGACGGAUACGGAGUUGACAUCGGUAUACUGGAUUUAUUUGCUGUUUGGCUGGAGCUUCCGUUGCUUAUCCAAGUUACCAUCUUUUGCUGUUUCAGACUAAACGUUACGACAGAACAUAUAUCCCGCAGGUUCGCUCUUUCUCACCGGCUUCCUGUCCUCCGCGGUUUUCGGUACCUUUCUGGGCAUUUACGUCGACAAGUGGGGACGAAGAUUUGGAUGCAUCAUCUUUUGCGUCCUCGAGAUCAUCAUCAACCUCCUGGAGCACGUAUUGAAUUUCAGGCCUUGAUGGAGUUUCUAACACAUUGCAAUGACUCAGUGCGCAAUGACUUUUAGCAAGUAAUUGAAUUCGGAAUCGGAUGCAUCUCUUUUCGAAGGUAAACAACUUUCCGCUCCUGCUCUUCGGACGAGUUUUGGGCGGUAUGACGACGAGCAUUUUGUUCAGUGCCUUUGAGUCCUGGAUGGUGACUGAGCACCGAAAACGCAACUUCCCGGAAAAGCUGCUGGAGUCAACGUUUUCGAUUGCCUCGGCGGGGAACGGGCUCGUCGCCAUCAAGGCUGGCGUCGUGGCCCAGGUGGCCGCGGAUGUUGCCGGGGACAUUGGGCCCUUCCAAUUAGCAAUCUUCUUGACGGUGGUUACCCUGGCCAUGGUGUGGUUCUGGCCCGAAAACAAGGGAGACGCUACCGCCCUGCAGAGCAUAACGUCCGGCUUCAAGGAGGUACGAAUGCGGUUCAACUUUUCUUGUUCAACCGUGCGUGUUGUGCAUCCGUUAGCACUUAAAUUGAAAUUUGAACUACACAAUUACAGGCAAUGCAGUUGAUUCGCCGCAGCCCAGCGAUGCUCUGUCUGGGGCUGUCCCAAGCAUUUUUCGAAGGUGGCGUGUACACUUUCGUCUUCAUGUGGGUACCCAACAUGCAGCUCGUGGCUGGCACAAAGGACCUGCCUUACGGGCUAAUCUUCAGCUGCUUCAUGCUCAGCAUGACGCUCGGGGGCGCUCUCAGCGGUAUAGCCCUCUUUCGACUGGCUUUCGCAUGCUUCAUAUGGUGAUAGGUUUUUUCCUUUGUCAUUAACCGAUGGCUCUCCAAUGAGGUUAAAGAUCACUGCGGAACAUGAAAAUGCAGUGGUGAACAUGAUCACAAUCAGGUAUCCUGAUCCCGUAUCUCGGCGCCCACAUGAUGUGCAUCACGGUUUACAUUUGCGCCGCCUGCGCAAUGGCCGUGCCGAUUUUCAUGUACGAUUUCUGGCCCGUGCUGGUGUGUUUCCUAUCACUGGAGUGCGUUCUGGGCAUGUUCAACGCCGGCGGGGGGUUGCUGCGAUCGCAGUUUUACCCGGAAGAGAUGCAGUCCUCCCUAAUGUCGGUGUUCCGCAUCCCGCUGAAUUUGCUGGUGGUUUUCGGAACCAAACUCACCUCGUACGCGCAGAAGCAAGGCGCGGCGAGCCUGCAAAAGGUUUUUGGCGUCGUCGUCACCAUGCAUCUGAUCGCGCUGGGUUUCCAACUCGCUCUCCGGUAUCUGGUGUCCAAAGAGGCUGCUGGUUCUGCCGAAGGCGCGCCGGUGAAGAAAGCCUCCAAGUCCUCGAAGGGGCCUGUCGAAGACGAGCCAGAUGGGAAGAAGAGUGAGACGCUCAGAAAACGGGCAAGCACAAGCACGGGCCGGGGCAAGAGUCCAAAGGCGGGAAAGAGUCCGAAAUCGGCCAUGAAAAAAAGUCCAGCCAAACGAGGAGCGUCCAUCAGCAGCCCUAAGAAAAACAGGUAGUUGAAGUCGAGAAGAAAAUGGCUGUGAAUUUUUUUUACAUUGUUCUCGUCGUGGGGCUAUGGAUACGGUCUCGACCUA
Amoebophrya sp. A120 is the source of this 2103-nucleotide messenger RNA. The record is from the annotation of a GenBank genome assembly. Lineage: Eukaryota; Dinophyceae; Syndiniales; Amoebophryaceae.